UGAGCGGUUAGAUGUUCUGUUCACAAAAGGUCCCAAAAGCCAAGGAACUUGCAAAAACAAGUUACUUUUCUCAAAGGAAAGGAAAGGAGAAAGAACAGAAAGCUAUCUUUACGUUUUACUGUGGUGUGGUUAACCCUCUCUUAGGAACAACCUUGACUUUAGGAGAAGAGGAGAAAGGCCUGACUGAGACCCACAGCAAGACCUUCCCACCUGUGUGAAGGACAGGAGCCAGAGAAGACGCUUUAGUUUGGGUAACAGCACUCUCUCGUCCACUUUAAACUAGACAAAAACAGACCAUCAUCCUCCGAAAUACAUUAUUUAUGUGCAAGAGCAUUCCAGAGGAUCAUAGAAAAUUGGAGCUUGGCUGCGAAUCAAAGCUCUGGUACGAGGGACUUUGAAGGAGGGAGGGAAUAUCGACAAGAAAAUUGACAAAGACAGGCUGCUGGAAUAUGAAGUCUCUUCCAAAGAACCAGGGACGAACCGACCAGAUUUUGGGCGCUAUGGCAGAUAUGCUGACAUCUCUGGCGAUACCCAGUCAGAAGUGGAACUCAGAGAGUAUUGAGCACCUGGGUGUGACACAGGAACAGAAAACAGGAAAACAACGCCCAUGGGACACACAGGAACUGAACUGGGAUGAUAUGUCCCGGGACAGCCUGGAAAAAGUACGAAGAAGAGACAGAGCAAACUCAUACUCAGCCGCUGGCAGUGAGGGCAGUAUCUCCACCUCGGUGGCCUCUCUGCCGCCCCAGGCUUCAGGCAGUUCAGCCCCAAACUCCCCAGGCUCUCGUCGCUCUGUCAGCACCCUGAAGAAAUGGCUGACCAAUCCAGUGCGUAAGCUGAGCACCGGGGCAACCGGAACAGCUAAGGGGGAGCGGCAGGUUCGCAGACUGGAGGGCAAACCCCCACCUCAACCCACCAAAAGCAGCCAAGACCUGGGCAGCCCACAAACAGAGGAGCAGUUCACCAUCCUGCCAGUCAUAGACAAAGACCUGGAGUGGAGAGAUGGCCUGCCUGCUCUCAACGACUGUGAUCCAGGUGUCCAGCAGUCCUACAACUUCCAGUCGGAUUCUCCACAGGGAUCCACCACACUAGGACAAACACAGAUCACACAGUGCACCAGCUUGCAGGCUGACGACAAUUGCUCUGCAUUGAUGGAUGACAACUCCAGCCAAUCAUCAGCCACCAUAGACAGCGAAGAAGAUCGGAAGACUGCCUUAGAAAAAAGCAUGUAUGUUUUAAAUGAGUUGAUAGAGACAGAAAAGCUGUAUGUAGCUGAUCUAGGACUUAUUGUGGAGGGCUACAUGGCCACUAUGAAUGCAAAAGGAGUUCCAGAAGAUAUGAAGGGAAAAGACAAAAUAGUGUUCGGUAAUAUUCAUCAGAUCUACGACUGGCAUAAAGAUUAUUUCCUGGGUGAGUUGGAGAAAUGUGUGGCUGAGCCUGAACGACUGGCCCAACUUUUUAUCAAACAUGAAAGACGGCUUCACAUGUACGUGGUAUAUUGCCAGAACAAACCUAAGUCUGAGUAUAUCGUGUCAGAAUACAUUGAGACCUACUUUGAGGAACUGAAACAGCAGCUGGGUCACAGGCUGCAGCUGAACGACCUGCUCAUCAAACCUGUGCAGAGGAUCAUGAAGUACCAGCUGCUUCUGAAGGAUUUCUUCAAGUACUACACAAAGGCUGGGAUGGACACUGAAGAGCUAGAGAAAGCAGUGGAGGUGAUGUGUUUUGUUCCGAAGCGCUGCAAUGACAUGAUGAACGUGGGUCGGCUGCAAGGCUUUGAGGGGAAGAUCACGGCACAAGGAAAACUUCUCCAGCAAGACACAUUCACAAUCGCAGAACAGGACAGCAGCAUCCUUUCCCGCUCUAAAGAGAGACGGGUCUUCCUGUUUGAACAGCUUGUCAUCUUCAGUGAGCCAAUAGACAGGAAGAAAGGAUUCUCUCUACCUGGAUAUGUUUUUAAGAACAGUAUUAAGAUAAGUUGUCUGGGUGUAGAGGCCUGUGUAGAUGGUGACCCAAAUCGCUUUGCCCUGACAUCUCGGGGGGCUGAUGGCAGCACGGUGCGAUUUGUCUUGCACUCUUCAUCGCUGAACAUCUGCAAGGCUUGGGUCAGUGACGUGAGCCAAAUACUGGAGACCCAACGUAAUUUCCUAAAUGCCCUGCAGUCGCCCAUAGAGUACCAGAGAAAGGAGAGCAAGAGCAACAGUUUGGGCCGUAGUAUGAAGCCUCCUCUGUCAGCAGUGGUUGGUCUGAGGCCCCACUCCUCAGCUUCUAUCGACCGACACAAACUGCCCUGUCUGCGCUCCUGUAACACAUCUUUGCCCUCUCUCUACCUGCCCAGCCAGGUCCCCACUGAUGACCCGUCCCAGCCAGAGUCAACACAAGUCCAGCGCUGUCUGGUGGACUCCAGACUGAAUUCCCAGACGGUGUCUCCAACUCAUGUGCAGCUGGCCUUCUCUGAAGAUCCUUCAUUCUCCCAGGCACCUCUAAACUGCCAGGCAGUCUCCAAUGGCCUGUGUUCCUCCAGCACAAAGGCCUCGCAGAGCUCAGGAGAUGUUGGCCGCAGAUCUUCACCGAGAGACGGACGCGUGGCUGUUCCAAGUCCCUCCUCCACUCUUCAGCACUCCAGUAACUUGGCCCAGCUUGAUGAGGAUGACCUGUGAAUGGAUUUGACCCUAAUUCUGAUUUUGCACCAGAGCAUGCCACAGUCUGGACUUUAUUCACGUCUGUUACUUUGUGGUAUUCUUCCUAAACCUGUGACGCGAAUUACCUAGUGACUUUUUAAAUUGUUUUGUAUCAUUUCUCUUUUUUUUGUUUUUGUUGUCGUUGUCUUUUAUUAAAGUAGUUUUUUGUUCAAAGGAGAAUCAACCAUUCCUAUAUUGGGAGGCCACUGGAGUAGGAACCAGAGUAAACCUUUAUUUGAGGGUGUGAGGAUGUCUGUGGGCAAGCGUGCAUGUAAUGUAUGAAUGUGUGCUAAAUUCGAAUGGCUUCAUCCUUGCAAACAUGCUGAACAUUUUCCAUCAGAUGUGUUUUGCAGAGAACAUACUGUAUUAUUAUAAACAUAAGAGGGUCCUUAUUGGGCUCACGCUGGAUUUUAAAGGUUUCGCACUAUUGGUGCCUCUUUACAGAAGCUGUCUUUCUAUCUCCCGUCUUUAUUGAAUGCUUUUGUGGGCUGUGUAAACUCUUCUGAAGGAGCUAAGGGGAAACAGACUCUAAAUGCAACUAAUUUGUAUAUACUGUAUGUAAAAGAAUGAUCUGUGCAUGGAGACAUGGACACUUGGCUUUCUCUUCACUAAUUGGAUGUUUGAAUUCUCGAAGACCAAUCAACUCCGUUGUAGUGGACAAUGAGCAACGCCGCUUGCGGAACUUCGUGUUCAGACUUCAUAACUACAGGUGGAAAUAAGAGAUCACACACAAUGAGCAUCUGAGGAACUGCUCAAGGGUUGGACUGAAAGAUGGACAGCGGUUGUUACAGCAGUAGAACAUGCAGUAUAAAAGCAGUUAUCUGUGGUUAAAUGACUCUUUGGUUUCUGCCACCCCUCCUUGUGUAAUGCACACUGCCUGGAUUACUCUGCAGGUUUUGUCAUACAAAUU
This is a messenger RNA of Carassius carassius (crucian carp), 3591 nucleotides long. RefSeq names its product Rho guanine nucleotide exchange factor (GEF) 25a (gene arhgef25a). Gene Ontology annotation, molecular function: guanyl-nucleotide exchange factor activity. Gene Ontology annotation, biological process: axon guidance. The record is from RefSeq and is a predicted model, not a curated record. Bases 450 to 2660 code for a protein of 736 amino acids. The transcript is spliced from 17 exons. Gene Ontology annotation, cellular component: cytoplasm; plasma membrane. Lineage: Eukaryota; Metazoa; Chordata; Actinopteri; Cypriniformes; Cyprinidae.